AUGCGGAGAGGACCUGGUGGUGUUGGUGCAAUAAAUAGGCAGCGUCUUGCUAAAGUAAGCACAGAUUUUUUAACAAUUUUACACACAUGUUUUUCAUGUAAGCGCCUUGAGUAAAUCUCUAUAUCUCCCCACGGCUCUCUCUAGUGUCUGUUUUGUAGCUUUUACGGAAUCCUUCACUUAUAUAUUGUCUACCUGAGCAACUGUAACUGCAUUUGGACCGUAACCAAACCGAGCCAUCCUAUUUUUAAAUAACAUUAUCAUAUGUAAGCUUACGUACCAGUACUGUACUUCCUCAAAGAAAAUUGUUCCCAGAGCUUGGGCAAGGGGGUUGGGGGAUGGAUGUAAAAUGACCGGGUGGCCUACAUUUUCAGAGAGGGGGACAUUUGGGGGUACCCAAUACUGCAAUACUGUAAGAAAAAUUGGAAAAUUUUCAAGUACCCUGUCGAAACUCGACAAAAUACCGAUACUGCAUUUAUAAUCAGUCAUGCUUGCAUCCAUCCAGUGUAAUGACCUUGCCAACACCUUGAGUAACCUCAGCCAUUAUGAGAAAACAUGCGAAGAUCAAAAAGCUCAGUCAUUACAGUGUUCUCCCUAAAUUUUAGCUCAGCAGGUAAGGAACCAUUCAGGGACGGUAAGGCAAAAAAUAUAAACUUUUCUAAGAGGGGGGCGGGAGGGGGGAAGGUGGAGUGAGGGACAUGGACCCGCCUUAACUGGGAAAUUUUUUAUUCCCAUAUUUUAAGACCUAUUUUACGCAAAUCUGCUGUCGUUAUCUUUAGAAAACAAAUUAAAACGUUUGAUUCCAAUAAUUUUACUAUGUCUCCAAAAUACAUGUUCCUAAAAAGGAAAGCUGCAUAUACAGUACUAGUACAAAACCAAAAUAAUGCACGCGCAAAAAGUGGCGUAAGAAGUUGCUGCGCCGCAAGAACAUGCAAGCCACCGCAAGAAGUGAAAGUGCCGUAUUUUCGAGGACCCUUUAUGGUUUACCCGCAAGAACUGUGAAACGAAAGAAGUCAAAAAUCUUCACCGCAAGAAGCUAGAAAAUUACCGCAAGCCUCAAGAAGGCGCAUGAAGUUCUUUAUAAGUGUUAACCUGAAAGAAGUUUGUAGUGUUUGUUGCCUUUCUGUGACAACACCGUUUUGUAGCGUUGAUACUAAUUCACUCUGUGGCAGCAAAAGGUAAUCAUGAAAGUACACACGUAAAAAGUUGCCUGGGGAAGCGAACAGCUUUCUCUGCUUUUUGUGCAAAGUGAACACGUCAAUCGUUUAGCUUUUCCAAAGUUAGAUAAAGAGUGUGAGGCGUUUGUUUAACAAAACGAUCUGUAGUUUCGAACAUUUCGAUUAUUUGGAUCAUUUCAUAGUACAAUACCAUAGUCUCGGCAAAACAAACUAAAGGCGUUGAAUUUCUGCCCACAAGAAAACAUGGGAAUUAUUAUUACUUUAUUGCGCGAAGUUGAAAGAGCCUUUAGUGAAAAUAUUCCUUACUUUACUUUAGUAUGUUUUUUUUUCCGAGAGCGCUUUAAGUUGACACAGUUGCACGUGUGGUCUCAAAUUACACGGCUCUUUUGCGAAACAUACUACGAUGGUUCCUUAUUUUUUGAAGCGCUGCUUUUUUUUAAAAUCAAAAUUGUACACAUUUCCUCGCUUAAAAGGUUACCUUUGCACAAGAUAAUUUUAAGAAAUUCUUGUGGUUAAAUUUAUAACCGCAAAAGAAGUUCUUGCGUCUUGCUGGAUUCAAGCGCAAGCGCCCUGCAAAAAGCCGCACGAAGUUGCCAGCUUGCGGACGCAAAAAGAAGUUCCUGAACAUGCAUUAUUUUUGGGCUGUACGUUUUGUACCUAGGUAGCUAUACUUUUCCGCAUAUUUAUUCAUUUUCUUGUGAGGAUCGGAUCGGAUCACAACUCGCAUAUUUUUUUUUUAAAAAAAAAUUAUUUAAUUUUGGUAAACCUUUAAGCAGUUGCAGGCGGUAAGAAGUGUUGCUUCAGGCGGUAAAUUUUACUGGUUACCGCCUGAUAAGGAGAACACUGUCAUUAGAUGCAACAACAACCACAAAAUUUGUAGACUAACUGCCAGAAAAAAAAAACACUUUAUUUGAGAGUACUGUACUGCUGGUCCAGCCCCGGGAAUCAAGCCCACGACCUCCCACUCUUCAGUCAAGUGCUCUACCAACUGAGCUAAACCCACCAAAAUUGUGUAAUCAUCUUAACAAUGCCUAUUGUGUUUUGUGUUGCAUGUUGUAUUGACCUCUAUUAGACAGGAGAGCGCAAAUGAAUGGUACGGCAAUACCAUGAAAGAUCUUCUUUUCUCAAAUACUCUCAACCAAAAUGAUGAAAACCGUACACCACAAGGCUGCAAUACCACAUAUUAAAAUUUAAAUAAUAACUAAAAUACCACUUGAAAAAAAAACAUCAGUCCACAAAUUAUACUGUAAACCCCACUGUUAUAUUCCUAGACUUUCUCUUAACCAAACAGGGACAGCCAUUGGUUGAUUGUUGGUCACAUGGCCUAAACUAACUGUUUCCCUGGGGAUCUGACAUUAAGUGUUUAUUGUCCCCCUCCUGAAAGAGUACAGCCAGUCCUCAAAGAGUCCAGUCCAGGUAUCCAUCACAAAAAAGAGCAAUUUUUGCCAAAGUAAAAGUAUAUUCCCUUUGAGUACUUCUUUAUCUUUUCUAUCUUCCCCCUCAGGAAAAGUAUGCCUCAAAGGGAACAGAAAUAGCAGACAUCCAGCUGUCACAGGUAAUUUCAGGGUACUCAUAAGGCCAUAGACUCCACAUGCAAAAGUUAUUUAACCAUUGUUAAAUUUCUUGAUAAAUUGCAUGAAUGUAGUUUUAAGGCACAAAAUGUAAGCCUGUUUGACUUAGCUCAACUAGAUACACCGUGCUGUCAAGACAAGUAUCUUGCAGCUUUGAUGUAUUACUGCAUGCUAACCUGCGAGCAGGAUCACUUGAUGUGCGAAUUCAAGGAAAAUUUUGGUGGUAGGGCCAUCAUCCAGCGAGGAAAAGUGAGCCUGCACGUGGGCUGUUGAUAUUUAAGUUUCGUCCCUUUUGAGGUGUCAAGAUACUAUCCAAUAGACCUUUUUACCGAUAUGGCGGCCAUAUUGAAUUAAUUCGAUUUAAGGAGUAUUAUAGGAUGCCCAGGGGGCAUGAGCACAUUUCAUUUGUAUUUUCAAGAGCUUUUUGGGACAUUUUUUGUUAAAGUUUUCUUAUAAUAAGAUUGUAAUGCAAUAAUGAUCGCCUUUUUCCCAAGAAAUAUAUAGUGAAAGACCAUAUUUCUAAUACUAAACUAGAAAAAGGCAAUCAUUAUUACAUGAAAACAUGGCACAAGGAUCUUUUUUCCCAUUACAAUCUUAUUCUAAGAAAACCUUCAAGAAAAAAUGUCCCGAAAAGUGCUCAAAAAUACAAACGAAAUGUGCUCAUGCUCCCUGGACAUCCUAUAAUACUCCUUAAAUCAAAUUAAUUCAAUAUGGCCGCUAUAUCGGUAAAAAAGUCUAUAGGAGCAAAGCAAAUGUAAAUAAGAAUGAGGGAGGUUGCCUGAGGAAAUGUGAUGCUAAACUGCAUCAGAGGUCAAAUCCUGUCAGAAACAAAAACCAAAGAAAUAAAGAUGCAUGAAAAAGAGGAGGCACCUUCUUCUUGACAAGCGGCAAAAAUAACAUUUGCUCAGUUGGUUAAAAUUAACAUGAGGUCAAGAUACAUGUAACUAGAGUUUGCAUGAAACAGACCACCUUCAUGGCCUCUCAGUGUGAGACAAGUAACAAAAAUAGGCUACUGAAUAGUUGAUUGAUCCAAAUUACUAAAAAAAUAUCCUUCAUAGCAUAAUAAGGUCCCCUCUAGAAAGAAAACUAUAAAUUUUCAUAUGGGGCAAAAGUUAAGGGCAGGCCAACCGACACUUUGUAUCGUUUUAAUUUUGAUGUGUGGAUGUUUAUAACCAGUGUCCUUGGUUUUUGUCAUAAUUAUGUAACCUUUCAAAGCCUGUCACUUUUAACUAAUUAGCUGGCUGCAUUCGUCACCAAACACUAAGCAUUAAAAAAUUAAUAACCUGCAUGCCCACUAACUUUUCCUUGCUGGAUGGUGGCUCUGCCACCAAAAUUUUCCGCAAAUUCACACAAGUGAGCCUGCUUGAAAGCUAACUGCAUGCAUUCUCCUCCUCUGGUUCUGUUAACUUUUCAGAUGGGUAAACAGCUGGAGUCCUUCAAGACAUCUCUGGAAGAUUUUGCUGGGAAAUACAAACAGGACAUAAGGAAGAAUCCAGAGUUCAGAGGGCACUUUCAGCAAAUGUGUGCUCGCAUUGGUGUUGACCCUCUUGCAUGUAAGUCAUGUUUUUUGUAGGCUAUAGUUUACACCAUACUAGUUUGGUGCAAGCCCAGAAAUAGAUCCAUUAUGGUAAGAAUAGCUACGACCAUCUCAGCUUUGGGGACCUUUUGUUCCACAUAGAUCCAAAUUCACCAACUUCCACCUAACAGUCAUUCAAGCCUUUGUUUCAAAGCAAAGCACACAGCCAUCUCAUGCAAAUGAAACUUAUAUUGAAAGUGAGAAUUUUUAGAUCUCUGAACUCUCCUGCUCAUGAUUUUUACUAACAUGCACCGUAAAAAUUCCCGUUCUUCAGUCAGUGAAGCUUUAUUUCUGAUACAAUUAAGUUUUGUUAAUAUAUUAUAGCAAGCAAAGGUUUUUGGGCAGAGCUGCUUGGUGUGGGAGAUUUUUACUAUGAGGUAAGUUUAGCAGAAGCAGGUCACAACAGUUUUACAAUAACAAGCUGUUUGUUGAUCACUAAGAGACAUGAUAAGAUUUUGAUUUUACUAACAGAAAUAAAAAACAAUAGACUUUACAGUCUUCACUUAAUUUCAGUUUCAUGAUUCAUUUUUCUAUCUUCUAUCUUUUAUUAAAAAAAUAAAUUAUCUCAUAACUAAGCAAAAUCAAACCCGAGGAAAGCUGUGGGGAGCAGAUCAGAUGAGAGAGAUACUAAUGUUGCUUGGGCGUGGUUAUUUAUUUUAUUACAUUGCAUUGGGCUGUCAGUAUUUGACACUGCUACUAAUAACUAUAAUUAUGUCAAUGAUAUAACCUAAAGCUGCAUUGAAUUUUCCAUGUUUUCUGUACUUUGCGUAGUUGGGCGUUCAGAUUGUUGAAAUCUGCAUUGCAACAAGACCAAGGAAUGGAGGUUUGUUUUGAAACUAAUGAACAACAACAACAACAAUCUCUUUAUUCACACUAUUCAGAUACAAAGGCCGAGAAGAAAAAAAUGAGAAUACAAGAAACUAUAAAAAAUGAAAUGAUGGAAAUUAUAUAACUAUAUGUACAAUUUGAAUCAGUGUGCAACAGCCAAAGUAGCAAAGCUUCAAGUUACUCUCUAGCUACUUUCAAGUUAAGCUUUAAAUGAACAAUUUAUUAACAAAAAAAUCCUUAAAUUUGUUAUUUACUCUGCAAGAAGGUGCUUUCAUAGCUAAAAACAAUAAUCACUUAAUGACUGGGCUCAAUAGAGAUGGUUAGAAAAGAGUGUUUUGUUCCCCUUUAACCCCCAAUGUUCCCUUGGCAUGAGAAGCAAUUAGACAAUCUCAGGGUUUUCACUUAGAAUUCUAGUAGCAGGAGAAAGGUGUAACAUUACAGGAGAAUAUUUUGAAAGAGGCUCCACGUCUGAAUAAAAAGUAGUGGUAGGCUACCGAACAUUUGCUGGAGAAUUCUGCAUAGUUAAUGGAGAAUUCUCAGAUCUCAGAUCCCUAUAAUGAACACCCUGCAAGCUCAUCUUCAAGUCAAUUUUUGGAGAGUUCCAUAAAGACCUCUGUUGUUAAGCAUCAUAAUUUUUUUUCUAUACAGGUUUGAUGGCUUUAGGUGAUUUGCACAAAAAAAUUCUCAAGACGAGCAAGUCAAGACAAGAUGUGACUGAGUAGGUAGCUAAUGCAGGAAAUACGUGUCAGUAUUAAUGAAUGCUGCCAGCUAAGGCAAAGGUUCUAUUCACGUCAACAUGGUAUUAUGCCUAUUCAAAACCUCAUCAACAAUUCAUAAAGAAAAAGCAAUGAGUGUCUUCAUAUCUGAUAAAGACACAGCUAAACUUAACAAUGUAUGUCCAAUGGGCCACUUCCGAGUUCCGAAAUUCCUCACUUUCAAAAUGAGUCCAAGUGUACAACCUUUCUUGUGAAAAUGAAUUUUAUUUACAUGAGAAUGAAAAAUGAUUUCCAUAUCAAUGGCUGAGCACUUCACCUCGUUUUGAUACAGAGGCCCUGAGGAACUCAGAAAUGGCCUAUUUUUUAGACAAAAGUAACCCUUAAUCUAAAUAUUAGUGCAAGAGUGAGUUGAUCAUUAUUAGUGGAAGAGUGAAUUCCCAAGGCAGUAGAGUUGGAAAGAAUACCCACACACAAAAAGUGCAAAUGCAAAGAAUUUUGCUUUCAAAUGAGGCUUGGUGGUGAAAUUUACUCAUGUGACAUAAUCACAUAUUAAGGGCCAUUUCUUGUCUUUGCAUAAUGUUAUAGGGAUGACUUGGCUCGAGCAAUAAAAAAGCUUCAUAUCUUGGGCAGUGGUUUCCAGAUCAUUCCAGUUGGGAAGAAGCGUCUUGUUCAGUCAGUACCAGGAGAACUUAGCAUGGAUCAUGCUGCUGUUCUUCAGCAGGCCCAGGUACUUGUUGUUGUUGUUGUUGUUGUUACAAAAAAAGGCAAUAAGGUUAAGAAGCAAAACAACAACUUUGUAUGUGCUGUGCCCUUUUUAAAUGUACAUUUCUUUGUGGUCAGUGCACGGCUAAGAGGGGAAAUGCCAAACUUCAUGAUUUAUGGAGGACUUAAACAAGCCAUGAUGAAAUAUUGUCGUUUUUUUUUUUUUCCAACUUGGAUGUGGCUCUUCGGAAUUCAACUCCAAGAAAGUUUGCCAGCACUAGUAAGUAAGUUGGAAUAAUCGCGAUGAAAAUUGAAAGAAUGUGAAUUCACUUUUUAAGCAAUGUUUUCGCUGCCGUCGCUGUUCUCGUAUCUUGAGGUCCAAAUCGUUGGAAUAGUUUAUGGAUUUCUGCUCUGUGUGUUGCGUGAUUAGAAUCUGAAUAAUCAAGAUCUUGACCUUGAUUUCUCACAAUAUCUCAAAAACCUCAUUCAAUAGAUAUUAUUGGUUCAGGUAACAUGUACAGGGUUGUGUUUUAAUGAGGUGACGACUAGUCAGUCCCUAUGCACUCAAUACAGUUUUCUUCUCUUUUUUUUUCACAGGGGAAUGGGUAUACAUCAAUUUCUGUCAUUGCAAAAGAUUUAGGAUGGGAACGGGAUCGUGCCAUACGAGCCUUGGUAAGUUGUUAUGUAUCCUAAUAAGAGAUCAAUGUCAGUGCAUCACUGUCAAUUGGACUACAGAUACGAGAUUGAGUACAAGUACAAGUUUUCAAACUAAAUUCAAGUGCCUCAUAUAAUUUCUUUUUAAAACACCAACCUUAUCCCUUGCUUUUGUUUACGAUAUGUACCAUACUAGUAACCAACAGGAAAAAAUGUAUGGCUCAUAUAAUGUACUCGUAAUAAGCCAAGGUUAUUCUCAUAGUCAAAUCAUAGAUUGCUAUAAUUUAACAAUAAAAUUGGAAUUCUGAAGUGCACUGUAAUACACUCAAAGAUAAAUAAAGCAGAGAACCGAAAAAAAACAAGUGGCUACCAAAAUUGAGAUUCGCGAUUCAAUUUGAUGCUUUAUUUAUUACAGGAUCACAUGGUCCAUGAGGAAAUGGCUUGGGUAGACGAUCAAGCACCCAAUGAAAGAUUGUACUGGUUCCCAGGCCUCUUUCCAGAAACCUAGAAGGGCCUGGAGUAGAUUAGGCGUCUUCUCUACGGACAAACAGGGUUGUAAAUGGAAAUCAAGCCACGGAAGAAGAAAGAAUUAAUCAAGUGGGUGAGAAAUUUCAAUUAAGUUUUUUAAAGAAAGAAGACUUAACUGAAAGUUUUCACCAAUUUUUUGCUUGUCGCAUAGCAAGGAUGUUUGAAAAGAGAGAAACUUGUCACUAUAACAAUGAAAGAAACAAGAGUGUUACUGUGAGAGAGGAGGGAAUUCUUCUGUAGCAAGAGGGAUUGUUGUAUCCAAUAGGAUCUAGGUACCAAGCAGCUGGUUGAAACAGACCAGGGGUAGCCAAGCUUUUUUAAAAUAAUUGACACCCCAGUUCUACCAUUUGUUACUUUAAAAUGACUACGCGAUUUCCCGUCAAGAAAAACGCGGGUUGCCCAAAAGCAUCGCGCGUUUUCCCGCCAAGAAAAUAUAACAUACUCCUACCCCGAUGGGCUGACACCUGAUUCCUCUCCUCCCCCCAAAGAGUGUACGCUGGCGUCACAACCAAAAUUUCUCUGAUGGAUAGUUUACCAAAUUUUCUUAACUAUGGACAAAAACUUGAGACUGACUAGAAAUGGUACACUCGGUACACGUAUACACUGUGGCAAUGAGGAACCUGGCGUUAAGGUCGUAAAACAAUGAAAAGUAUUUGAUUGCAAGAGAAGUGUCCUAAAACAUCAGUAAUGAUUGUGCCGUUGUUUUCAAAGUAAAUCCAUUUUAUUUUCCCUCUAAAUAUCUCACUAUGUUUAUUUCCACAUGGUGCAUGCAUUGUAAUCAAAGCUUGAUUAAAUAUGUAAAACGUUCUUCGUAUAAGUAAAAUAAGUUACAGUUUUGUAAGCGAGUAGUUUCUCAUUACCCAUGAAAGCCACUGAAGUCAGCCAGACAAGAAAGUCUUCCGCUGCUUUCUUUCGUUUGAUUGUGGCUUCUCUAGUACAGAGUUUUUCAUUUUUAUUAGUGCUUUGUACAUGGGUUAGUGCAUUUGAAUACCUAUAAAUAACAGGGUUUUUUAACGUCAACAUUAAAUUGUUUUUUUUAAUAUAUGAAAACCCUAUGAAGGAAC
Porites lobata is the source of this 8814-nucleotide messenger RNA. The record is from the annotation of a GenBank genome assembly. Lineage: Eukaryota; Metazoa; Cnidaria; Anthozoa; Scleractinia; Poritidae.